Osmia lignaria (orchard mason bee) is the source of this 7221-nucleotide messenger RNA. RefSeq names its product cilia and flagella-associated protein 47. The record is from RefSeq and is a predicted model, not a curated record. Lineage: Eukaryota; Metazoa; Arthropoda; Insecta; Hymenoptera; Megachilidae. Gene Ontology annotation, cellular component: cilium. Gene Ontology annotation, biological process: cilium assembly. Gene Ontology annotation, molecular function: protein binding.
UUAAAAGAACAUUUUAUAUAUUUUAUUUUUGUGGAUAAUGGAGAACUUCAGAAAUUCUUGAUCAUAUCAAAGAGGACAAUAAAAACAUUGAAAUAUAGAAUUGUGUUCCGUGUUUGAUUAAUUAUUUAUCAAUUAUAAAAAUGUCUAAUACACUCGGAGGAACGGAAAAUCAGUUGAGCACCUCCAUUAUCCUAAUACAGGAAGGGGUUGAGGUCAGCAGUGUCCGAGACUCGAAUGACGCGGUACCAUCCGCAGUACACGAUAAUGUCCACAUCACUCCUAGUUAUAUUGAAUUUAAGGAAGCUAGCGAGGGGAUAACAUGUCGACAGCUUAUUACUAUCAAGAAUACAGGACUAAAACCAGCCUUUGUUAAACUUCGACAACCCUAUUCAAUUGCAUUCCAAGUGAAAAUACUAAAGAACGGAGUGAUGCUUAAUCCAGGAUUAAGCGUAUCCACAACUGUGAUAUAUUCUUUCAAGAGACCAUCAUUCUUGCGUGCAAUGAUUCCUAUUGAGAUCAAUGGGAAAAGUCUUGAUUACAGAGUUGUAUGUAAAUUAUUGGAAGAAGGUAUCAGUGUUGAACCAAAAACAAUUGAUUUUGGGAUUCUUGAUAUUGGCUACUCCUCUGGUAUCAAAGUAUUAACUAUGAGGAAUGAUGGCGGUAAAAGUACUAGGUUUUCAAUUGAUCUUGGUAAAAAUGAUUUGGAAAUUGCGGUGAAGCCAUUGCGUGGCGUCGUUACACCUAAUAGACCGGUUCAACUCACGGUCGAGUUAAUUGGUAUGCAGGAAGGCGUCUUUUACAGCGAAUUUUGGAUAAAAUCAUCACCAAACAUACGUAUUCCUCUGAAGGUUAACGUAAUUGCCCCAAAGCUUGUAGUUUAUCAUCCCAAUACAACCGGAGAUUUCACUCUCAUUGAUUUCUCAAUAGCCGUGGCAAAUACUCGAAAAUACGAUUCCUUCGUGCUAAGAAAUGUUUCUUCUCAAGUAGCCAGCUACGUGGUACUUGGAGAAAUAGAAAAUGAAGUGAAAUGCAUUCGAGACAUUGACCGUGAAAAGUAUCCUGUUUAUAAUGCUUUUGAAAUCCGACCGAUUCAGGGUCGUAUGGAUCCCAUGGAGGGGAUCAUUUUUGAAGUUGGAUUUACACCGACGACCAAGUUGUUACGAUGGCGGCAGAAAGUUAAAGAGAAAACUGACAGACCAGAAAAUGACUUCAUGGCUUUUCUCAGAAUCGUGAGGGUACACGUUACCGAGACCAAGAAUAUCCCGAGAAGCGAUGCGAUGCGAGAAGCACUUGUUAAUGAAAGUGGAACGCCAUCAUCUCAUGACGUUAAUGCUGGUUUGACAGUUAUGAACAUCUCUACAUCCUCUUCGUCUUCUUCGACGAUUAUGGAACGGGGUGUACACGACACAAUAAGACUCUGCCUUCACGGUGAAGUCGAAGAGGCAUGCUUGAAAUUCGAACCGGACAUAGUUUAUUUCGGGGAGAUUAGUGUCGAUGAAAUUUCUCAACGGGUUGUUCGGAUAUUGAAUCCCUUGAAAUUUGCACCGAUUCUUUAUCGUUUUGUACCUAAUACAGCGGUUCGUUGUUAUCCUAAACGAAUGGAGAUAAAAGCAGAAGGAUCCAUAGAAGUACUUUUGAAAAUGCGAGGCAAAGAAAAUGUUUUCUCACCGUUCAAGAUAUACUUUGAUGCUAUAGUAGAUUCCUAUGAAUCAACAAAGACCAGAAAUAAAAUAAAAUUAAAAGUGGGAACUUAUCCUGUACAGUGUGUCGUAAGCAUAAUAUUGUUAACAAAAAAUCUGCAAGAACCACAUGAUCACUCAAGGGGUAUUAGAAAACCACUGUUACCGCAGUUUCUGGAUACAAUGAAAAGCCAAGUCCCAGAAGAGCCGGACAGAGAAAUAUUAGAUAGACUCCUUCGUUUACCUAAAUGGAAAUACGAGGAUAUGUUUAAAACAGUGAAAUGCAAUUCUGGUUUAGAUAAAAAGGAGGUAUUACCGUCUAGUAUUAAUACAGAAGUAUUAAUACCUUUGUCCCCUUUGCAAAUAUAUAAUGUACGCGUGUAUCCUUCGAUAUUCACUUUUGGAAUGGUCGUCCUAAAGAGUCACAGUUAUCGACAACUGAUUGUUGAGAACAUGAAUGAUUUUCCAGUUAUGAUCCGUCUAACUAGCUUAUCCAGAUGUAUUUUCUUCCCGGAUGGAAAUGUAAUAAUUUUACCAGCUGGCGCGCUGGUCACUCGCCUGGUCGAAUUUCGCGCGCAUCAUAUUGGUAAAUUCAACGGUUACAUUGAUUAUAUUAUCAACGACAAUCACUCGUUCGAACUUGGAGUAAUCGCAGACAUUGUUCGUAAACAAUUGUCGCUUGAAACGCGGGAGGCGACGCUGGGUACAGAAUGGUUGAAAGAAGAAGUUUACCGACCGUUGGACAUUACUCUUCAGAUUAGAAAUAAAUUGAAUGCAAAAACAUACUUCAGAUGGGAGGUGCCCGCAACGUGUGGGUUUUUCAUCGAACCAGUGUCAGGCGCUAUUCGCGGGAAUUCUUCUUUAUUCUGCUACGCGUAUUACAAACCUCACGCGAUAAGAUCUCACAACACAGAGAUGACACUGAAGUGCGAGGGUGGCACUUUUCUUACAGUACGACUGAAUGUUCCAAUUCAGCUGCCAAAAGUCAGCUUCAUCGAGGAUACCAUAAAUGUCGGUAAAAUACCACUUAAUUUACCGACCGAAACAAUCGCAUUGUUGAGUAACGUUGACUAUGUCGAAGCUGCGUAUGAGGUUGAUGUAUCAUCUUUGAUGUACGGAUGCAGCGUGUAUCCUCUUACUGGUAUAAUAAUGCCUCGUGGAAUGGUUGGUCUUGAAAUUACCCUUACAUUCUGCACUUGUUUCGAUUUCGUCAUCGUGAUUCGUGUAACGAUACAAGGAUGUUUACACCUGCAAUUAAAAAUCAUGGGAAACGUAACUUUUCCACAAUUAAAGUUAUACCCUCAGUCGAUAAGUCUGCGACGAAUAAGCGCAGCUGCUUACCAGCAUUUUUUAAUAACAGCCACAAACGUUGGAACCACUAUGUUGAAGUUGAACUUCCUUUUGCAAGAUUAUCCAGAAUUUCGGAUUUCCCUUUCACCUGACAGAACAGAUCCUGGUUUAGGAAUGGGCAAUGUCUUCAUCAUGGCUGGUACCAGUCGUAGCCUUCAUCUCCAUUUCGAACCGAUCGAUCUGGCUAGCUACGCCUUCUAUCUUCCAAUCGUCAUUAACGACAUACUUGGUCCAGCGUUGGAAACAGAUCCAAGGACCCUUAAACCCUUGGAAUACCUGAAACCGUUUAAAAAAUAUUACGUUAAUUUAACGAAGGAUGAUCAACAGGACAUACCGUUGAAACUUGUUACAAUAUCUAUUGACUGCACGGUUGCUGGACACGUGGUCCAUUUUAGCAAGUUAGAGUUUCGUUUUAAUAUAUCAACAAACGAGGUCGAAGAAUUCUGUAUAGAGAAUCGUAGAGAGGCUAAAGAGAAAUCUAUUCGAAUAGAAACGAAUAAUUUCUCGGUACCCGAUUGUCCAUUUUCUAUUCAAUGGUCCGAUGGUAAAGAAGCGACGAUAACAACGGAUUCCAUCGAAUGCACUUUAAAGCAAGGAGAGAAAUGCGUUUUCCUAAUAGCGUUUCACCCGAAAUCGUCGGGAAACUUUAAUCUCGAAGCGCCGAUCUUUGUGAAUAACGAAUUAGAUGGGGAAAUGUUUAAUAAAUUGUCUCUGAACGGUGAAUACCCUGUGAGAUCCAUCGGUGCUUCGAUUUCAGAAAUUUAUUUCACCCCUGUACCACUAGAUGUAGCCAUUGAAAGAGGUUUGAGAUUGAUUGUAACUAACUUUGAAAAUGAAUCGACCAUCUUUGCUAAAGUAUCCACUCCUGAUUGUUGCACUGGGAUAUUUAAACAAGAAAUGUUGUCCAUAAAUUUUAUCAAUGGAAAUAGCAUACCAGCUUCUGAGUACACACAGUUGGAAGUGAAAAUUGUCUUCAAAAGUGAUACAUCCGUCUCUUUUCGCCUGAUUAUUGAAUUUUCUGAUGACAGUGGUUUGGCUGUCUGUCCUGUGAUGAUUUAUGCAACCGCUGAUAAUUGUUUAUUAACAACGCAUGUAUAUCUAAGGACACCUAAAAGUGACUUCGAGUGGUUCGCCGAUCAGGAUAAACGAAUAUCUCACAUUUCUAAACUAUCUGAUACUAUGACUGAUGAUGAAGAGUACGAGAAUGAUGGGCAGGCCUCGUAUUCUGCUAGACACAGACAAACUUCAGGACCAAGAAUAAGUAUUCUUUCUUAUAUUGAACAAUACAGCGAAGGUUCUGUGAAGAAAUUGUUGGAAUCCAGAUUCAAACUAUCACUAAAUAAAUCAGUGUUUAUGGAAAUGAACGAGCAGGACGCUUACUAUAAAUCCGAAGAGGACCCAAAGAAAUUUCAUUUGGAAUCGAGGCGUUCCUCGAAAAUUUCAUCGUUUUAUUAUAAAAAAUAUUUUGAACAACUGGAGUAUCCUUUCUUUCCUUCCAACAAUGAAAGGGAUGAUUAUGAGUUGCAUAUGCAGCAAACACUGGUCGCAGCAGAAGAAUGGUUAUACACCGGACCGUUUAAAUUCAAUUUUUAUCCCGAAGUUCCAAAUGGCAUUACAGUGUCAAUGUCGAAAUUCUAUCCAAAGAAGCAAGCACAGUUAAAAAGCAAAAGUCAGAAACGUCGCAGCUUUGAAUGGUCUUUCUUGAACGUGCUUGAAUUGUUAUCAGAUCAAACGCUUUACAACUAUAUUGAGAAACCCAAAACUCUACCAGACGACGAGGUAGAAAGAGCCCAUUUUUUGUUUCAUCAUUUUGAAAGUAUCCUAAAUUAUUUAUUAUUAAGCGGAGCUCACGUGUGCCACGUUUCGGCACAGUUCUUGUUGAGUUACGACGACUACGUAAUUGUUACAGAAAAUAUAAAAAGUAUGAAGAAAGUGCGAAGAUCAUCGAUAACGAUAUGGACGGGGACGGAGAAGCUGUCGCCACGGUUAUUCGAAUCGAGAAGCAAACAGUGCUGGCUAGAUGUAAUAUUACAAACGUAUAAAUGUUUUGUGCUUACAUCCAUAUCACAGAUCAAAGUUAGGAAAGAAUCUUUCUCGGUCUCUACGCCACCUUCCAGACGAUCUACCGUUCAUCGGGCAUCUGUAAUUACAUCGUCGCUAUUAAAUUUACCCAAACAAUGUGAAAUUCACGAUAGGAACAUUCGUGACAUGGUCGAUUUAUCUGGUGAUCGUAAAUCACGUACCAAUUGUUACUCUUGUCAAGAGAUAUUUUUAAUGGCGUGGCUGGAGUAUCAUUACGAACAGGAGCGUACUAAAGAAUGGAUGACGGAUCGUCGACUAAUAUUGAAUCCAAACGAGAGCAAAGACGUGGCUGAGGCACGUUCUAUUAGAAAUUUCGAUGCUGAUUUAGCUGAUUCUUUAGUAUUAGCAGCUGUCACAGCUGCUCACUGUCCUUUUCUCAUUGAAGAAUGCUUUAACAGUAUUUAUUUCUAUCCACAAAAUUUCGAAGAAAUACUGCACAAUGCCGUAUGCGUAGUAAACGCCUGGAGAAAAAUACGACUUGGCUUCGUGAUAUCACCGUUGGAGAUCGUGUACCCUAAUUGCAUAAAAAUGUUGUUGCUUGUUAUAUAUUUGUACAAGACAUUGCCAACGUAUAUUCCAAAAACAAAGAUCAAGUUCAGUUGCGCUUUGUGUGAAGUCGCCACGAAGCAGAUCAAUUUUUCAAAUCCAACCGCAGAUAACGUUGGUUUCCUGAUACUUUUAUUUGGUAAUAGCAAUGGAUUCUUCAUGACGGAAACCCCGAAACCAAUUAUACGGUUAGGCGCGCACGAGAGCGCCGUGGUGAAGCUAAAAUUUCAUGCUAAAAAGAUAAAGAAGACAAAAGCUCACCUGCUCUUCUGUGGAUCAACAAUUGGUCCUCAUUUUGGUAGAAAUCAAGUAUUCGUUUUAGAAGGUCAAGCUGAUACUUUGGGAAUAGCUAAUGAGUACAUGAUAAACAGCAAAUUGUACGAGGUGAUUGAUAAAAUAUUAAGUAUCAAUGUACCCUAUAAAGAUCCAGCUGAUUAUGAGAUAUGGAUGUCAGACGAACGACCAAGCAAACCCAGUGCUUUGAAGUUAACACGAUGGGCUGAUCUGCGUUCGAGAAAGAUACCUAGAAGACUGUUUUUAAAUCAAACAUUCAUUACAGUCAAAGAAGGUUCUAAUCACGGCAGUUUAUCGUUAACACUGGCAUGCAUCAUGCCCAUUGAUAGAGAUUUUUGGAUUGUAUUUCAAUCAAAAAUGGGUGAUUUUAUAAUCCAGAUCAGUUCACGCUGCAAGCCAUCGAUAAUCGACAAUCUUAUAAUUACAUUAGGCCUACAAGAAGAUCAGUGUACCUGUACGGACACGUAUACCGAUUUCAGUAAAUCUUGUCCUUUCAGUCUGAUGGUGCCAAUACCUUGUAAAAACAAGCAACUUUGGAGUUCUGUUGCUUAUAUGUUUCAAAAGGCUCUUGAUCAGCAGGAACGUAUAUUUUGGUCCCGUUACUUAGAUACUUACAUUGGUCUACAUUUGAUUCGUUGGUUAAUGGGAGGACACGUUACCAUGGAAUUUUCUCAUGUGUUUGACAGGACAGUUACUUAUAACGUAACAAUACCCAAGGCAGCUGGUAUACUUGAUGUUCCUAAAACAUUUACUAUAAAUGAUGUAAUGACUUCUACUCAGAGUGUUCCAAUGAAUGUUCACAUUGCACCUUUCACUGGAAGAUUGUUAGAAACAACGUUAACAUUAACAUCGGUUAAUGGUAAAGAACUAAGGAAAUAUACUGUUAGUUUCUUAAAGUAAGUGACAUCGAUUGGGAUUAGCUUAUAUUUAUAUUAACAAAACUUAUCAUGUUACAUUCAUGUUUUUUUUAUACAACUAAUAAUUAACAUUUGGUUCUUCUACAUUACUUUAUGAAAAUUUCAAAGAUAAAUUGAAAAUUGAAAUUCUUACAAUAAUACUAUACAAUUGGCGAGUGAUGAUGUUUCCAAAAUAAUCUGAUAACCCUUUUAAAAUAAAAGUACAAGGUAAAUGUAGAAUGAAACGUGUUACACGUUUGAAUAUUUAUUUCCAUAAUGGUGUGAGAUGUAACGAAUGUUGACGUAUGAAUAUUUUUUAUCAAUGGUUUACAUAAAAUAUGUUACAAUAAAUUUAUAAUCAAUAAACCGAUACU